Molecule: messenger RNA, 3011 nt
Organism: Chlamydomonas reinhardtii
Lineage: Eukaryota; Viridiplantae; Chlorophyta; Chlorophyceae; Chlamydomonadales; Chlamydomonadaceae
Exons: 6
Coding region: 78-653 (191 amino acids)
Source: RefSeq, a predicted model, not a curated record
CAUCAACUGCUGUCUUGGUCGACUCUAUGCAGAUUUUUCCUGAAUCCAUAUAUCUUAUUUACCCCACGCUGGCACAAAUGGACUUUGGCAAGUUCAAGUCAGUUUUCCUGAAAUCGCACGAGUGCUUGGAAAGAUGGCUCGCGCUCCAGGAUGCGGGCGCUCGGCUGCUCGCGAACGCUGGAAACAUUAUUCAGCGCCUACCCGUACUUCAUGACCGCCGCAACUACGCAGCGCUACCCGACUCACAGCAGCUGCAAACGCUUGUGCUAGCAAAGCAGAUUCGAGCCCUGGAGUCGGUCUUUGGGCGCCUACAGGAGAACAUCUCUGAGAUGGCUUCGGUGACUCGCGCCCAGGAGCGGCUGGUGGUGGAGAGCUGGAAGCUGCUUGGCGAGCACCCCAGUGCAGCGGCGUGUGGCGCGGUGCAGUCAGGCGGUGCCAGCGUGGCCCAGCUAGUGGAGUGCAUGGAGGACGUGUGGCGCUGUUGUCGGGACGACCUGGCUGUGCGGGCGGCGGCGCUGGCCGGCAUGAGCCACACCACCUCGCCGCAGCAGUUUGCGCGGCUGAGCGGCGCCCUGGCAGCCAGCACGGGCCUGGGCAAGUGGAGCCUGCCGGUGGUGCUCAUGUCCAGUGUGGCGCCCGUGCUGAGGGGCUGACAAGUUGGAGCCAGGAGGGUGGGGGGCACAAAGACACAUCGACAACCGAAGGCGGAGGAGUCGAAGGAGGAGGACAGGUGAUGCAAUGCUGCGCCCCUGGGGGCGGUGUCAACGGCGCCGCCGUCUGCACGGCACGGCAAUGGAGUGUGCAUGUUCCUCCUCGCAGCUGGAUGCGGCGGCUGCAAGGCGGCGGCGUAAAAACGCUCACGCGUGUGUGCAAGUGUUACUUACACGGCUCGCAAGCACACCCGUGGUACGUUUGGGUGGAGUGGGGCAAGGACAUCGCGCCGCUGGUGUAGACGUCAGCGGCCCAUAGUGGCCCGCAAUCGCAAUCGCAUUCAUACGGUAGUGACAGGCCUCAUGGACUGUGUGGCGAUGGACAUGGGUGCAUGGAACCUUGGACAUGGGUGCAUGGACUCAAGCCCGCACGCGCACGACCCAGAAGCACACAGCUUGCACCCUAGUGGCUUCUUGUCACUUGCUUGUUAUUCAUGCCACCUCGUUUGACCGCAUGCAGGGCCACGAGGCGGAUGGUCAUUACGGCCGGACGCGGGCCGGGGCCCAAGCCCCACGUCACCCCCAACCCCGCGGGCAACUGCGUGUCGCGGUCACUACAACUUAAGACAACAGCAAGCCAGGUCGGCAUUUUAUUAUAUGUGCCUGUUAUAACCAUUCAUUCCUAUACUAUUUGAUUAGACUUGCAAGACUCGCAAGAUAGCAAACAUGGGUGGUGUUACAUUUGACCGGCACUUGAAGGCGUGCGCCGGGUGUCACUACACGGAGCUUGAAGACAAGAAGCGUGCGUUUUGGAAACGGGCGACUUGGAAAAGGAAAGAGUAUGACCAUGUGGAAUGGUACCUCGAAGCGUGCCCGAAGGAGCUUCCAAAGGGCUAUUUCUGGGAUUUGGAUUGGGCAUGUCAGGAUUGCACAAAGGAGAACUUGCGCCGACAGCCACAUCCGUGCGUUGUUAUGUGAGCACGCCACGGACGCUGCUGCCUCCUUCCCGCCGUCAAAUAAUGCCGGUAACGGCCUGGCGGUGCGGCCUGGCGCAGGAACGCCAGCGCGUUGUUGUAGGUGACAUGCAGCUUUUCUUUUGGCCUGGUCUCUGGUCUCACGCCUGCACACUCUCGAGACGGAGGGCAGGAGCAGCUAGCAGGAGGGCCCUGCGGACGCUCGGUGGGGUGAAGAGGAGUGAAGGAGGAACCGGAGCCACACAUACCUGUUUGCAAGGCUCCCGGCGAAGCCAGACUUGGCCAUUGCUACGGGCCUCUGUUCGAGAAUUACUUAAUUCGGAUGGGGUUCGGUGGGGCGCGCGCGGUGGAGCGAGGCGGCAUUCUGUAUGUUGAUCUGCGCGCUUCAUUACGCUUCGCUACUUGAGUCGUCGAGCAGCAGGUUCGAUGUUGUGGCGUGAGAGCCGCCUCAUCCAGGUGAGCGCACGUGCUUGAGUGCUAUGCCGCAGUAGGGUGCAGGUAAUAAUUGUAUGGUGCAGGACGGAGGCGUGUGACAUGGAUGUGGGAUGCACGAGGCCUUCUGUUAGGGCAGGGGCGCUCUCACGGCUGGUGGCUGCUGGUGGCUGCUGCGCGCAUUGGCUUGCGAAAUCAUGUUGAUGUCAGGAGUGUGUGUGUGGGGGGGAGGUCGGCGCCCUUUGGAUAAACGCAGAGGUGUGACUUGCACGCAGUGCAUGGGCGCCUGUACUUCGUUGCGAGCGAGUCCGUAUGUUUGCUGAGCAAGCUUGACUGAUUCAAGCGGCAUUGGUUGACGCGCGUGCCUGUGGUACUCAAGGUGGUACUAUAUUAUUCUUGCACGUGACCCUCGUACGUGCGAAUGAUUCUCAGUGUGCGGUCCAAGUGACAUUCCAGCGAGUGCGCGUUGCGGAUAGCAUAUGAGACAAGGGUGGAGGAAUGGACAAGGCAAUUGGGGCAGAAGGUUUCUGGACGGAGGGAGGGGGCGGGGGGCGGGUCAAACCGCGACGCUGAGACACCUGGGCUUUAUGCAGUUGGCAGAUUAGUUGCAAGGCCUGCAGGGGAUCAGUGGCAGGCUGAUUUCAAAGGCGGUCAGAAGGCUUUGCGCACGAAUGGGAUCAUACAUGGCUUGCCUGAUUGCCCGCCGCCUCUUGUCGCCCUUGCCGGCGCGGCGCCGCGGUAGAGCGGUGCGCGGUCCUGGACAAAAGUGAUGUGCCGGUGAAUGCGUACGUGUACAAGGAGGAGUGCUGGUGUGCGGGACUCUCAGUGUCAUCCCUCGGAGCCGACAUGAUGCUUGCAUGUGGUGGGGGCGGCCCCGCGCGCUCACGCAGCACGCAGCGGUGCGUGGCUGCCAGCACGAGCCGCGCGCACAGUCUGUAUGUAAGGACUGUAAGUC